AUGUGCUCACGUGUGCCCCGAGGUACAACCACCUCAGGCCCUUCCGAGUCCCUGCCGACGUCAGCCUGCGGGCGCCCAGGGGCUAAGCACCUCCACCUCAAGUUGGGUGCAGCGGCACCCACCCCACCCCCCGAGCUUUUCAGUGCUCUGGACCCGCCUCCUUCCUCCACGGACACGACAGCCCCCCCCCAACCCCACCCGGCCCGGCCAGUCCCGCCACUCCGGCCCGGGCUCCGCGGGCCCCACUUCCCCGUCGGGCUACAAGUCAUUGUGACUGAUGGCCGGCCGGCCGGGCCUUUGUCUCCCCCGGGGCAGGCCCUCACCUCCGGCCAGGGUGACAGGCGGGGCACCGGGAGACAGGACGGAAGAGGGCCGAGUCUGGGGGUCCCAGAUGGAGGGGCGGCGGAGGGUCCCACAGGGGGCGAGGCUAGGGGGCCAGGAACUCCGUGGGGAGCCCCCAGUCGGGAGGAGCCGAGGCUUCCGGGGUCCGGUCCACUCACCUGCGCGCGGGGGCGGCGGCUCCUCGCACUCGGGGCUCAUCGGGGCGUCCCCCCCCCCCCCCCCGCCGCAGGCGGCUCCGACCCCUGGUUCCGGGGCCCGGUAAGUGGGGGCGGGGGCGACGCCGGGGGUCUCGCGGGGCGCUCGGUGCGCAGGCGCCUCCGUCUGCCGGAGUUCGCGCGGUCGCGCACGCGCCCUUGGGUUAAUGGGGGGGCUCCGCGCACCGAGCCCCACAGUUCCGCGGUGAACGCGGAGUGUGGGGGUAAGUCACGGGAGCUGCGCAGGCGCCUCCGGCUUCGACGACAAGGACCGCGGGUGGCGAGCUGGGCCACAAGGCCUGAGUGGAGGCCGGCGGAGUCGCCCCGGUUUCCUGAGCCCCGCGCCCCGCGGAAAAAGCAGACGGCAAGGAGGGAAAGGUGUCCUCCUCCGCCGUUCGAACGAGUCGCAGUAGUGAGCGGCCACCGACGGAAACUGAGGCCCACUUCCUCAGCCCUCCAUCCCCGAAAACGACUGGGUACCCGGCGUCUGCAGUCCUCUCAGGCCUCCGACGCCCGGCUACCUCCGCCACUAUCCCACAAUCCCCCGAGCGCCCAGAACGCCAGAGGCCCCGCCCUCCUGAUCCUUCCCGCUGCGCAGGUGCACCGCGGCCGCGCCCCGAGGUACGCAUGCGUCUCAGAGACAGGAGCUCCCUACCCCGCCCAUCCGGGACGCCGAUGCCGCCGCGCCUGCGCUUAG
Chrysochloris asiatica (Cape golden mole) is the source of this 1233-nucleotide messenger RNA. RefSeq names its product basic salivary proline-rich protein 3-like. The record is from RefSeq and is a predicted model, not a curated record. The transcript is spliced from 3 exons. The coding region runs from base 1 to 1233 and encodes 410 amino acids. NCBI's taxonomy places the organism in Eukaryota, Metazoa, Chordata, Mammalia, Afrosoricida, Chrysochloridae.